This is a messenger RNA of Gryllus bimaculatus (two-spotted cricket), 627 nucleotides long. The record is from the annotation of a GenBank genome assembly. Lineage: Eukaryota; Metazoa; Arthropoda; Insecta; Orthoptera; Gryllidae.
AUGCUAAGAGACCUUGCGUUUGAGACGCCCGUCGGUGAGUUGACUGCACGAGGCGUUGCGGUGUGUGGCAGCGACCCGUUCGACACGUCCAUCGCGGAGUGCCUGCCGCCCGGCCGCGCCGAGCUGCGCCUCCUGGAGUCAGAGCUGGUGGGCGAGCCUAGCGCCGAGCGCCGACUCUCCGACCCCGAGUUCGACCCCCGCGCCGGCGAGGCGGUCCCGAUCCCCGGCCCCGCCCCCGCGCCGGCCCCGCUGCCCCCGCAGCCACUUCACGACCAGCCGGCCAAGGGUGCCAACCCGUUCCUGGUGGGCGGGCCGUUCGCGCCCGCGCCGGCCGCGGCGCCCGCCGCCCCGCCGCCCACCUCCAACCCGUUCCUGUGCGGCGACGACGACUUCGGCUCCGCCCCCGCCGACGCCGCCGCCGCCGCCCCCGCCGACGCCAACCCGUUCCUAAGCGCGCUGGGCGGCGGAGGCGGCGACCUCAGCACCGGGGCGGCGCUGUUCGGCGGCGGGGCGCCCGCCGCCUCCACCAACCCCUUCGCCUCCUUCGGCCUGGACGACGCGCCCGCCCCCACCACCGGCCUCGACCUCUUCGGUGAGUGGCGGCGGCCGCUGCCUGCAACGACCUCG